CUGUUGUCUAUUCUCUUUCCAAGUUACUAUAGUUUAGUAUUUUUCCUCUAAACUCUUAUAUCCCCUCUUACCUUCUCCUUCGUUUUCCUUUUCCUUUGCUGUCUUUCCCCUAAUCCUCAUCUUCUCCUUUCCAUCUCCCAAGCCAGUCUUGAUCUCUGUGCUCCAUGGCUGAGACUCUUUCUCCAUCAAUCUCGCCCAUUCUCUUGCUUGCUCGUCUCUGCCAAUUUCAUGAACUUAGAUUUGUGAAUAUGUACCGGCAAUACAUGAGAAGAAGACGUAGAAAACGACACCAUUCUGGUUGUGGCUUUGCUUGCGGUAUUCAAGCACUUCUGCCACGUGCUGUGGCUGGACUGCUUAUAUCACCAAAAUGGAAUUUGGAACAGAAGGUUUUCGAAAGAUUUAGCAAAGAUUUAAAUAUGGAAGAGGCAAACAAUAGCAGGAUGCAUGGGUCUCAUUACCAGGAUAUGAUAUCUCAGUUAAAACAGAAGUCAACUGUUCUCAACCAUGUCAAACCUUUCCCUAAGCAGAACUCUUCCUUGGAUCUCUAUGAAGAUUCUGCUGGAGAAACCUCUGUUUAUAAUAGCAAGAGGAAUCAAAGAAUGAGCUCUAAGCAUGGUGUUGAAGGGAUGAGGAUUGAUUCUGUCACUAACCAUCGUGGACACCAUGAUGGGAAAAUUGAAAGUGAGAUGCAUGAUUAUGCUAAUGUCAGCCCCAAUGUCAUCCAAAGGAGUGAAUACUUCAAAUUUAAGUCUCCAAAUUUGAUACAUAACCGCUUUGAGUCGCUUGACACAGAAGAGAGAGGGCUAUCUACAAGGAUGAAAAAGGAGGAGAAAGUUAAUCGAAAAUGGAAGGGUAUAAAAGAACAUGGCAACCAAGUUAAAUUAAAGAUGCAUUCAACAAAUGAAAUUAAAAUUCCAAAACGAGUCAGACAUGAUCUUCUGCAGCAAGACUAUGUGACAAAAGCACCAUUCACUGAAAUGCAAACACGGAAAUUUGAGCAAAGGAUCUGUCAUGGAGAUGCCUUCUAGCUUCAGUGAGGAUGAAACUGCAGAAAACAACUCUUCCCAGGAAUUAGGUGCCAGUAGUUGAUUGAUGUUAGAAAGCUUUAGGGUCCUCCAAGCUAUGGCCAUGUAUAGUUCAAUGGAGAAUCACUUUUUUGGUAGUAACAAGGGAAGCAUCGUUUAGCAUUAUGACUAUCAGCAGCAAACUUUUUGGUCAAUAGUGGCUACCAAUUGUUUUUGCAGUUGUAGGGUCACUGUUUAUUAGUGUAGAAAGAAUUCCUUUUUAUUUUUUUAUUAAUUUGACUGCUUCACAGAGAAAAUGAUGCAGAUAAAAAGUUUGUUUGUAAGAUUCUUCUGCUUGGAUCCACCGACUGUUCAGGGACUAUCGAAAUCAAAGCUCACAAAAACAACGCUGCCCUUUUGUUGUA
This is a messenger RNA of Quercus robur (English oak), 1429 nucleotides long. RefSeq lists its product as uncharacterized. The coding region runs from base 165 to 1028 and encodes 287 amino acids. Lineage: Eukaryota; Viridiplantae; Streptophyta; Magnoliopsida; Fagales; Fagaceae. The transcript has 6 exons. The record is from RefSeq and is a predicted model, not a curated record.